CUACUGAUCUAACCUCAAAAACUUUUGGUGUUUCGGAACCACAGAGUUUUUCCUUUCGUCACAAAUGGUGAAAUAAACAAUUAAUCACAAUAUAACCGUGACAUCUAUUCAUAUUGACAAAGAAAAGAGUGAUAACCAGAAUGACUUCUUUGCUGAAGAAUGGUCUCCAAACACUGCAAUGUCAGUCCUGGCAGAGAUGUUUUCACAUAUCGGCAGUAGCAGCGAAGAAUAAUCGGUCAGGUCGUCAUAGGCCUUCCCUUAAGCAUAAUAAACCCUUAACUUAUGAAAUGGCAACUACACCCGAGUAUCUGGCGCACAGAAAAUCGUGGAAUGCGUGGAAUACUUCCAAUAUUAAGGAUGGAAACAGACCCUCUGAGACCGCGGUGGAAGACCUUUUUAUCCGCCGUUUCAUGACUGGCACAUGGCAUAACAUCUUCGUCUCAGAAAUAAUAAUAAAACGACAGCACAAUAUAAUAAGAAUUGCUGGUAUAAUCAAGCAAAAUAUGGCUCCUACGAAAUUUUAUUUUCUGAUUGGCUACACGCAGGAGCUACUGAGCUACUGGCUCCAGUGUCCUGUGAAGUUGGAGCUCCAGUCAGUAGUUGACAGAGAAGCUGUCAUUUAUAAGUACAUAUAAAUAUGAAUAACUCCUGUAUAUUAAAAUGAAAUAAACAUAGUUGAUAAUGACAA
This is a messenger RNA of Diachasmimorpha longicaudata, 688 nucleotides long. RefSeq names its product small ribosomal subunit protein uS3m (gene mRpS24). Lineage: Eukaryota; Metazoa; Arthropoda; Insecta; Hymenoptera; Braconidae. Gene Ontology annotation, cellular component: mitochondrion. The coding region runs from base 141 to 635 and encodes 164 amino acids. The record is from RefSeq and is a predicted model, not a curated record. Gene Ontology annotation, biological process: translation. The transcript is spliced from 3 exons.